Messenger RNA from Argentina anserina (silverweed cinquefoil), 887 nucleotides. Its product is annotated as derlin-1-like. The transcript is spliced from 7 exons. The record is from RefSeq and is a predicted model, not a curated record. Gene Ontology annotation, molecular function: misfolded protein binding; ubiquitin-specific protease binding. Lineage: Eukaryota; Viridiplantae; Streptophyta; Magnoliopsida; Rosales; Rosaceae. The coding region runs from base 1 to 867 and encodes 288 amino acids. Gene Ontology annotation, cellular component: endoplasmic reticulum membrane; Hrd1p ubiquitin ligase ERAD-L complex. Gene Ontology annotation, biological process: endoplasmic reticulum unfolded protein response.
AUGUCUACACUGGCGGAAAUUAAUCUCAUUUCCUCGUAUAAGCGCAGAUACUUCCGAACUAUACCUCCGGUGAGCAAGACCAUUUUAGUGACCUGUUUGAUGACUACAAGUGCCUAUUACCUGCAACUUUUUGAUUACCAGAACAUUUCUCUGGAUUAUGGCCUUGUCUUUAAACAAUACCAGGUGUGGAGGCUCUUCACCAAUUUCAUCUUCCUCGGACGCUUUUCAUUCCCGUAUGCUGUGGAGAUCUUCAUAAUAGCAAAAUAUAGUGUGUCACUGGAGAAAGGACCCUUUGACAAGAGAACUGCAGACUAUCUGUGGAUGCUCAUCUUUGGAUCAAUGUCACUUUUGGUGAUGUCUAUUGUUCCAUUAUGCCGAUUAUGGUUUAUGGGGUCUUCUUUGGUUUUCAUGAUCGUCUAUGUUUGGUCUCGUGAGUUCCCAAAUGAACGCAUUAAUGUGUAUGGGGUUGUUUCUUUGAAGGGAUUCUAUCUUCCGUACGUAAUGAUGGCUCUUGAUUUGUUGCUUGGAAAUUCAUUGAAGCCAGACAUGUUAGGGAUAGUUGCAGGACAUCUCUACUACUUUCUAACGGUGCUUCAUCCUCUUGCUGGUGGAAAAAAUAUGCUCAAGACUCCUCUAUGGGUGCAUAGAAUAGUAGCGUACUGGAGUGAGGGAACUCAAGUCAAUGCUCCAGUGCAGAGUAGCCCAUACACCGGAGUUGCAUUCAAAGGAAGAAGCUUCCGACUCAACGGAAAUAUGCGAAGAACAACCACAGCUCCGGAGCAGCCACAAACAAACACUGUCCCGCAGCCUAACCAGGGUGAUGGAGUGGCUUUUCGGGGAAGAAGCCAUCGACUCGACCGGAGUUAGUUAAUUAGUCUACAAGCGUA